Molecule: messenger RNA, 204 nt
Organism: Triticum turgidum subsp. durum (durum wheat)
Lineage: Eukaryota; Viridiplantae; Streptophyta; Magnoliopsida; Poales; Poaceae
Source: the annotation of a GenBank genome assembly
AUGGCGAGAUGGCGGCGGUCGAGGUUGGUGGAGCCGGUCGAUGCCAUCUUUGUGGUGCUGCACCCGACGAACAGGGACUCGGAGAAGACGCGGUGGUCGACGGGGGUCCGCCUGGACAACUCCUCCAACGCUGGGGACUACGUAGGCCGCGGCUACGGCGAUGACACACACAACCACAUCGCGAUCCCGCGAGCUCGUUUUUGA